Messenger RNA from Hippocampus comes (tiger tail seahorse), 3577 nucleotides. RefSeq names its product geminin coiled-coil domain containing (gene gmnc). Gene Ontology annotation, cellular component: nucleus. NCBI's taxonomy places the organism in Eukaryota, Metazoa, Chordata, Actinopteri, Syngnathiformes, Syngnathidae. The transcript has 5 exons. Gene Ontology annotation, biological process: negative regulation of DNA replication; negative regulation of cell cycle. The coding region runs from base 1540 to 2727 and encodes 395 amino acids. The record is from RefSeq and is a predicted model, not a curated record.
GAAGAGCAGUGGCUCUAUUCUGAGCCCAUCCCAGAUGACCUAUAACCUGUAGAACUCAAUUGGGCAACAAAUGAAAUCUUUUAGAGACGGGAAAUAACUGGGCAAACGUGAUUGGACAAGUGUGCACACCCUUCGCUAUAGGAUUGUGACUGUGUUUGCAAUGAAACAAUCAAAUUUCAUCUCAUAUUAAUGGGAGUCAUCACACACCUACCUAACAUUUAUAAUCCCUCUGAUUAACCCAAGGUACUUUUCAGCUGUUGUCCUCGACUUUGCCUGAUUUACUUUUUUGCAUUUUUAGCGAGCAGAAUCCUGCGAUUGGCUGUCCCCCGCCUACUGACCGAAGACAGCUGGGAUAUUUUCAAAAAGCACUUGAAAUCUCUUAAAUUUGUGUUUGAAAACAUGUAAUGGGCCGAUGAAACCGUGGUUGAACUUGGCGUUGGUUGAUGAGAUCCCGCCCACCUGCCUGUUACAGGGUCUGCUAAUGGCUAACAGCUGGUCGCCAAGCUAUCCGCUGGAUAAUCCCACAUCCCGCUGCUGGCCGCUGGCGUUUGUCCAACGGUGGCAACCCGGGGACUAAUUGGAAAAUGGCGUGGCGCCGCGUCAACAAGCCGGACAUCAAAGUGGCUCACCUGCUGAGUGACGCCCUCCCGGCACACAAUCCACAGUGACCGGUGAAUUUGAUUGGCACAUAUGGCGAACACAAGGUUAUUGUGCCACCAUAAUAAUAUGUAUGAAACACCUGAUGGUCACUCUAUUGACUUCUCCACAUGAUACAGAUUAACCCAACAGCCACUAAGCAUGGGAGGAGUCACAUUUACUAUGCGGUGUGAUUAGAAAUUACAUAACUUUCAUCACAACUAAGGAAAGGGACUUUCAUUUUUUCAUAUCAUACUUGGCUUCUCAAUAAUACCUUGAGUCCUCACUUUAUCACCUCUUGAGAUCUUCUCGUGUCCUACUAUCUACUUUACCCAUCUUGUCUUACACUAGUCUCAUAUUGUCCUGCUUUUUUUUUUUUUUGGCUUCAUCUGUCCUCCUUGAUCCUCAUCUCCUCCCCUCAUGUCCUCUUCCUUCUGUCACCAUGUCCGUGUCUCUUAUUUACACUUUCAAUGUCUAAUUUCAUUUCAAUUCUCCUUGAGUCUCCUAGGUUGUUGUCUUCAUCUAAUUUCCCUGUGUCCUACAUGAGCCUCCCCUUCUCUUUGUUUUCCUUCCUUUCUCAUCUCACAUGUCCAAACUUUCCCUCCUUGUGCGGUUGUCUUUGACUUCAUGUGAUAUCAGUGAAUUAUGAACGACUUCUGUUUGUUGCUUUGUGAAAUUGACUGAGAAUGAAUUUACGGGUGUGCGUGCGUGUGUCAUCCAUAGAUGUGCACAUUAAAUUCAAUGUCUUAAAAUCCUUUCAGACAGUACAUUAUUUGGACAUCAGGUCAACUGCUCCUCAGGUGGUUUCCAACCUGCCUUGAGUGACGUCACAACAGUUCAUGAAUGUGAUUGGGUGAGCUGUGAUUAGUUGUCCUGUGUGUGUGUUUUAAGUAGGACUUCUGGAUGUGUGCGUUACUUUUAUUGCGAACAAAGGAUAUUAAGAAGCAAGAACAUUUGACCUCUUCAGCUUCUACUGUGCUAAUAUUUCCCCAUUUUAACAACUUUUUGAAAAACUUUAAACGUUUGGCGGGGCGCGUGCAGGUGGCCAGCAUCCGCGGGGGCGCGUUUCUGCGGGGCACGCAUUGCUCCUGGUCUUUUCCCGUUUCCAUGGAAACCCUAACCACGUUGUCCCCGGCCGCUCAAUGUGACGUCACCAAUAUCGAAGGCAAGCGUCGCAAUUCCUCCUGUACUUGGGGUCAGUCGAAAAAUAAAGACGGGUGCGUGUUUAACAGGUCUCCCCCUGCUGGUGUGCUCCAGUCAGAGCAGCUCUCUCACCUGCAAAGGAACAAAGAGCUGGAGAACAUGCUGCUGCAGCAAGAGGAGGAGCUAAAUCGCCUCCAGGAAGAGAACAACAAACUGCGACAAUUCCUCAACUCGUCUUUCAUCGGGGAAUCGAAAGACAAAGCUAAAAAAUUGAGUGCCAACGGGACCAAGAAUCUGAAUAGGAAGCCACCGUACCACGUUUGCUCUUUCCAAAACUGUACUCGGCGCCACCCUCACAUCAGCAAGCGCGUUUGUCGAAACCUCAGCGCUGAGUUCAGUUCCGCCGAAUCCGGUUCUGCUGACUCCAGUUCCACCUCUUCCGAGCCCACGCUGGAUCUUUGGGUUCUGAGAACUCUUGGUCUGAAAGAUCCGGACACCAUCGACACCUCCUCCUUGCCGGCUGCGUACCAGAAAAACUUAGCAGUCUCACCGGUCGCCCACCAAAUCGAGAGCGACCAGUCAGACUGCAGCUACGGGAGCGUUGAAGGUCUGCAAAGUCAUCAUGCCAUCAUGGCAUCCACUCCAAAUCACAUCAGUCCACCAUCUGGACACCAGUUCUCUGAGGAGACUCACUUAAGCCAAGCUCCUUUCUGCAGUCCAGUCCUGAACUGGUCUUGGACCGCACAGAGUCAGUCACAAGUUGGACAGUCUGUAGCUGGACAUCCGGACUUGGCUUUUUCAAUGUCCUUGAGCCCUGCCAGUAGUGUAAAGACCCUCAGCUACCCUCAGGGGCAGGCUUUUAUUAGGAGGGACCCCCAAGGUCGCUGCAACUUCACUUGGUUGCCCACACACAUCUCCAGAAAACAGGAUCCUGGAGUUGGACUUUAGCAGGGCGCAGAAUCCCAACACCAAACGUUGAAGGCUACGUCUUGAAAGCUGACUCAAAGACUCUCAUUGCUAACUCAGAAUAAGUUUGACUUGUGCCUUUUGUUCUUCGAAGGUCAUCGGCUUCAAGCAUCUUGAUUGCUAAGCUAAUAGCUGCAGUCAACUAACCUGACUAAGUCUUGACAAAAAAGGAACAGCCUGUAAUACUUUGAAAUUGUAAAUUGUAGCAUAUAAUUGUUAGCCCACUGACCACAUUGGAGUGUUUCACUAAAUGUAUUUUGCCUGUUUCCGGGCACUCGAGUUGCGUGUCUCAGUUGCUAAGCUAAUGGCUCCCACAACAGAUUCGUACAUUUGUCACAAGACAGCAAACAAGGGGAAAACCCUCUUUGAUGACAAGUGUGCUUUUUGUCACUUUGAGGCAACCGUAUUCAAGUUUUCCAUUGCUCAAGCUAAUACUGUAGCUCCAGUGAACUAAACCAACACAAAUGACGAGUUGAUUUGCUGAGUUCAUUUUGAAUUUGAAAUUCUACCACCACGAUAGGGAACUUCACCAAAUGUUUUUGUCCCUUUGGUGCCACUGUUGUUGUGUGUCUCUAACCUAAAGCAAAACUAAUACCACCAGGGUCGCCUCUGUUGUCACUGGACAACGAGCCACGGAAAACCGCCUUUGAUGACCCGCGCGUAAGGGGGUACUCUACUAAAUUAGAUCAAGUUGACUUGUGCCUGUUGCAUACACAGGUGUCCAGGUUGUUAAACUUAUUUUUAUCUCUAAACAUGACGAGAAAUUUAAUUCUAAACACCACUGAUGGCCUUUACUCAACUCAACUCAACUGUAUUCCUAGAGCACUUUAAA